AUGAAAGGAAAGGCGCAGACUAAGCCACAGCUUAAGCCGAGCACGAAACGGAAACGUCAAAGUGAUGCCAACACAGAUGCAGGGGAGCCGAAGAAAAGGCAGAGGCAUGACUCUGACCAAGCUAUUUCAACACCAAAUCACUCCGAAACCACGUUGAACAAGACUGCACACUCUUUCCCUAGGCCUCACGCUUUAAACCGACUUUCCAAGAUUGCAUUACAACCUCGAGCCAACAACGAAGUGUUGACUGAUGGGGGUGAAAGCAUGCAAGAGCAGAGAAACAGUUUGAUGUUUGCGGAAAACGAAGAUAAGGUUGAAGAUAAUUCUCUCAAAACCCAAUGUGAUGACAAUGGAGGAUGUGAGAAUGAUCUCCUCAAUGCGUCCAUACCACGAUCAUCGCAGGAAGCAGUGAAGGAGAGCCUCAAGCUGAAAGAAGUUGAGGACAUGACUAAUGAAUAUUUUGGGAGGGAGAAUCUUCAUGAGAAAGGCUUAGCCAUAGACGUUUCGAUUGAGAGCAAUGCAGCCCAGAUAUGGCCGCGUUGUGCACGACCUUGUCAGAAUUGUCGGAGUACUCACGUUGCAAUUCCUGGAUCUACUAUAUCUCAAGAUUGCGUCAAGAUAUCGAUGUUCAUCUACAAAGAGCCAGCUUCCGUGACUGACCAGACUAAGCGUCAAAACUCAUUAGUACCCACUGAUGAAUAUGAAUUGGCCGUUCUAGGUUGGCUGAUCUGGUCAACUUACGAGCAUCGGAUGGCCUUGAGGGACGCCACUCUAGGAAUGCAUCCUAAAGGAAAUCGUUGGAAGCACUAUAUCCGCACUGAGCUUGUCCGCUCUGGCAACAAAUCCUGCUGGGACCAUCUUAGCAAGGCCCAAUUUCAAAAUUGGUGGAAUGGGAGGAAGAACUUGAAGAGCUGCAGUGGCAUGCGGUGGCUCAAUGUCACGUUCGAUUGGGACAUGGGAGACACUGAUCUACCCCUUGCGAGUUUUGGGUCCAUGGGGCGCCUUUUUAGUCUCCCACAAGCGAAACUUUCUCAUGGCAUAUGCUCAAAAACCCCUACCGAUAAAAGAGUAAAGCCACCGACCGAGAAUCAGAGCGGAUGUGUCGAAGUCGCUGAAGGCAUUCAAGAUAACAAGUCUAGUCACGGAGACGAUGACACUGGUGACAGAGACUCAAAGGUAGACACAGCCACUGCGGAGGACAAGGAAGCCAAACACGGUGUUGAAAAGCUAGGUGUCGGCGACCUGGAAAAGGCCGAAGGUCAGAGCAGCCGAACCGGCUCUACGAUUCAUCAGUUCCGGGAAAAGUCUCCGUCCAGCAGUGACACCAGUAGCCAAGGGGAUGACGACGAUUUCAUGUGA
Molecule: messenger RNA, 1359 nt
Organism: Endocarpon pusillum Z07020
Lineage: Eukaryota; Fungi; Ascomycota; Eurotiomycetes; Verrucariales; Verrucariaceae
Exons: 1
Coding region: 1-1359 (452 amino acids)
Source: RefSeq, a predicted model, not a curated record